This is a messenger RNA of Colletotrichum chrysophilum, 2013 nucleotides long. RefSeq lists its product as uncharacterized. Gene Ontology annotation, biological process: dephosphorylation. Gene Ontology annotation, molecular function: alkaline phosphatase activity. The transcript is spliced from 3 exons. The record is from RefSeq and is a predicted model, not a curated record. Lineage: Eukaryota; Fungi; Ascomycota; Sordariomycetes; Glomerellales; Glomerellaceae. The coding region runs from base 1 to 2013 and encodes 670 amino acids.
AUGAUGGCAAAGCUCAGCCCCCUCGCAGUCCUGGCUGCCUCGCUGUCCCUCGUGUCGGCGCAGACCUACCAGCGACUCGGCACCUGCCCUGAUCUCGGCUGCGUCCUCCCGCCCGACCAGUCCGAUUUCCUGCCCGGCCAGCUCUUUGACCUCCGUGUCGAGGUCCAUGCGCCCGUCAACGGCUCCGAGGCCUUCAACAACGGUGUCCCCGACGAGGCCUUCUCCGUCAGCAUCGCCAAGGAGGGCGGCGCGGCCAAGGGCCUGGCUGAGUUCUUCGGCCUCGACGAGCCUGAGCUCGAGAAGUGGUCUUUCGGUUGGUACGAGGACCUCUUCGCCGAGGACGCGAAGCAGAAGAGCGUGGUCAACGUGGCGUCCAAGAUCUGGCGCCACAUCGCCUUGUACGAGCCCGGCAACUAUGUGGUUACCCUCAAGUACUACGAUGGCAAGACGACCACCGCCAACUGGGUUGUGCGACCCCUGGCGACUGAGAAGAAGGCCAAGAACGUCAUCUUCUUCAUCGGCGAUGGUAUGACUACCAACAUGGUCACUGCCGCCCGUCUUCUCGGCCACAAGAGCAUCAACGGAAAGUACCAGUCCAGCCUGGCUCUCGACAAGUUCCCCGUCAUUGGUCACCAGAUGACGCACUCCAUCGACAGCUACAUCACCGACUCUGCCAACUCCGCAUCUGCUCUGUACUCUGGCCAUAAGAGCACUGUCAACGCCAUGGGCGUUUACGCUGACUCUUCCCCGGACGCUUUCGACGACCCCAAGGUUGAGACCAUUGUCGAGCUCAUCCACCGAAUCUGGGGCUCUGCAUGGGGUGCUGUUUCCACCGCGUUCAUCGCCGACGCUACCCCAAUUGCCUUGACCGCCCACACUCGCUCCCGCAGCUUGUACGGUCCUCUUAUCGACCAGGCGCUCAACGGCAUCACGAACUACACCUGGACCAAGAUGGAGGGCCCCGACGUCUACUUUGGAGGCGGUGCUGAGCAGUUCUACGCCGGUAAGGGCUCCUACGAGGGCAAGGACUACUACGAGGAGUUCGCCAAGAAAGGCUACACUGUCGCUCUCAACAAGACUUCCCUCGAGGCCGCCGACUCCAAGCAGAAGACUCUCGGUAUCUUCACCCAGUCUAACCUUCCCGUCUGGCUCGACCGCAACGUUCUCACCGAGAACCUGGCCAAGCUUACGAACGAUCCUACUGGUAACAAGAGUGCUGCUCUUGAUAUUCCUGGCCUGAAGGAGAUGACCCUCAAGGCCGUUGAUAUCCUCCACAACCGCGGUGGAGAGGAUGGUUUCUUCCUCAUGUCUGAGGCCGCUUCCAUCGACAAGCAGAUGCACUCUCUUGACUACGACCGUGCCCUCGGUGACCUUCUUGAGCUUGACGACACCGUCAAGGCCACCAUCGAGAAGCUCGAGGAGCUCGGCAUCCUCGAGGAGACCCUGGUCGUUGUGUCCUCCGACCACGGCCACGGCUUUGACGUUUUCGGAAGCGCCGACACCAAGUACCUCGCCGAGCAGCAGGACGACCGCACCAAGCGCAAGGCCGUCGGCACCUACGCCCAGUCCGGUCUCUCGCAGUACACCGUCGAGCAGCCCGGCAUCAGCUACAACACCGGCCCCAACUUCCCCCUCAACUGGAACCCCCGCUACGCCAUCGCCGCCGGCGUCGGCGCCAGCCCCGACCGCCGCGAGGACUUCGCCCUGCACGAGUCCGCCCGCACCCCCGCCGUCGCCGCCACCAACACCACCGACUACUACGUCAACCCCAAGGACGCCGCCGACGGCUUCGUCGUCAACGGCACCAUCCCCACCAACGAGGCCCAGGGCGUCCACUCGCUCACCGACGUCGCCGUCUGGGCCCGCGGCCCCUGCCAGGAGACCUUUGGCGGUACCUACAACAACAUCGACAUCUUCUACAAGAUGGCCAACUGCCUGGGUCUCGCUCAGCCGCGCAACGCCACUGGCUGCGGCGGUGUUCGCCGCAGAAGGGCGGUUAACCUCCACGCCUAA